Molecule: messenger RNA, 7819 nt
Organism: Amoebophrya sp. A120
Lineage: Eukaryota; Dinophyceae; Syndiniales; Amoebophryaceae
Source: the annotation of a GenBank genome assembly
CUUAAUUUUAUUCAUUCUUUAAUUCUUUACAUAAAUGUGACGCUCGUCAUGGUAGCUCAUGUUUGACAAACGCUUUUUUUUUCGUCGAUGAUUUUUUAGACCUACACAAACAGAAGAGGUGCUUCUGCUUGCUGUCAUACAGUCCAUUUCGCCGUAUCGCCAGUUUCGAAGUAACACGCGCCGCCAAUGUCAAUCCCAAUGCUUGGUUUGUUCUGCUCCUGGUAAAGAUGACAUUCGGCAGUUAUCGUUUAGAAGUAGUCCUGCCACAUUCAUGCAUGCUUGCGCUGUGAUUAUCCCUGUCCUCACACUCUCUGCCUUUAUGUCAAGUUCUGCUAUCAACGGUCAACGUCAAAUCAUGGUCAAGUGGCAGGCUACGCUUAGCCGGAGCAUUCUAAACUGCUAGAAUGCUACCUCGGAAAGAGUCGUUAUCGUACUUGUGCCUCGUUUCAUUCCACGCCAGCGCAUACUCCGAAGACAUUCUUUUCGGGCGAAAACUACAGUGGCAGUUGUGAAGAUAGCUCCCACUGGCGGACGACGUACUUACAGCGUAACAUCACGCAGAACUCAGGACGACGACUUCCUUCCCGAAGGGCUUAGGAGCGUCGCCAUGAUCAUCUAAGGCUGUUUCGGGCUAUCGGCCGACGCUUUUCAAUUUGUAUCACGAAGCACUAAUGCAGUUAUUGCUGGUCGCUGCGAUUUUUACGUGACCUGGGCCGUGUGUGAAGAAUGCGAGGAAAUCGCGACUCUUUCUCGAAUUUACGCACUCGCUGUGCCACCGUCGGCAGUGCUCUUUUCGCUUCCCACCAGCACUACGCUCCACAAUGCUGGGGCAGCGCAGUGCCGAACCUGAAUACUGCCCCAGAUUCCAUCAGUUUGGAUAGAUGGGUCGGCGUACCACUAGAAGAUCAUGCUUUUUCGAUUUCCCGUGUGGAGCGAAAACGAGAUGACAGCGAGAAGAAACUACAAGACAUAGCUGGUGAAGGCGAUGAAAAUCCUUACGUGCGUAGACGUCUCGCGGACAGUGAAGAGGCGCAGUGGAUUCUUCGGCGUAGAUCAAGUACAAGUUCCUCUUCAAAGCAGAUUGAUAGUACGUCCUCUACUUCCGGCCGCGGUGACAACGCUGAUGUGCUAGCAACAGCAGUCUUGUCGCCACUCGCAAGGGAGUCACUUCCGAGCACAGCGGUAGCAUGGAUCCAGCUAUCCGAUGAUGUGGGCGCAGAGCGAAGCGCAGGAGCAGAGGUGGUACGGCACGACCGCAAAAAUAAUCAGGAGACCAUGGAAGAAGAUGGGCGAGUGUUGACGCCGGAUACCGCCCCAGAGGGUGCAUAUGCCCCUCGGCGCAGCCGCACGCCCCAAUCGGGGCUAGACAAGACGACUGCGGACGCGCUUACGCACGAAGGGAAGGACGCGGAGAUUGGAAGCAGGAUAAGUGGACUGCAUUUCUUUUCUGGAGAAAGGCACCGGGGGCCGGCGCCAGAACAUGAAGGAACAGAAUUCGGCGACGAAUCUCCUGGUAAUGCUGCCGCAAAAUCGCAAGUGGACAAAAGCGGAUCUGUUAGGGCGGAGGUAGCGCGUUCUGAUCAUCGCAGGCUUGCCGCGGAAAGAGGUGUUGGCGAGGAAGCUGGUCGUCAACAGCCUAAGGGAACGUCAUGGGGCCUGCGUGAGACAUUUGGUGCCGAUAACACGGGGGCUCUGGUCGCAAUUGAAGAAACUGAAACUGAAAGUUCUGGCGCGGCGGUCUGGUCCUCCCAACACCCAGCGACAGCCUCCUCAACAAGGCCAGCGGCUGAAGCAGAUGAAGGUGAGAGUAGUCGGACGUCGUCGUGGCGACAUUCAUCGGACUUGCGCGGUCCUGACAAGUUUCUUGGAGACGCAGAGGUCACGCCGGUCGAACACGACCACCGCGCUGACGCACGCAGGUUGAUGUAUGACGACCAGAAGAAGCUCGAAGCCGCCCGGGUUUACGGAAAUAUCCACAAAUUUGCCUACUAUUUCGUGGACCUGCUGAUUGGUCACCCAGUGGCGCAGCGCACGAGCGUGAUUAUUGACACCGGCUCUUCCUUGUGCGGAUUUCCUUGCUCCGGUUGCCGACAUUGUGGACGCCACAUCGACGCGGCGUUCGAUGUUUCCAAGAGCCCCAGCGCAAAAUGGAUUCAAUGCAGCGCGCAGUGUAAACAUAGUUGUAGAAGUCAACCGACUUUAUUCAAGUGAUUUUCUUAAUAACUACCGCAUUUCAUUGCCUUAUGCUUUGUUUAUGCGAGUCGCGCAUAUAUAAUUUUGUAAUGCUGCAUUUUUUUAUGCAGGUUCUUGUCGCGGCGACAAAUGUGGUUACAGCCAAGGAUACACGGAAGGAAGCUCCAUCAGCGGCCACUGGUUCGAGGACUAUGCUCGGCUUGGCGAUGUCAUACAGAACAACCCGCCCGUCAAAGUGAAAAUGGGCUGCCACGAUAGCGAGAAUAAACUGUAAAGUAGGCAUUUGUUGUAACAUAAUUUGCGUCAUCUGCUAGAACCUCCAAACAGUUUUAGUUUAUGAAUAAGUGACAAGAGCUAGGUCCGGACGAGGCGCGGGAGCAUGGCUCGUCUGCAUUCCUGUUUCUGGACUACUCCGCUUGAUUCAAAUUUGCAGGUUUUACACUCAGAAGGCUAACGGGAUUUUUGGUAUGGCCGGGAAUGGCGGUAAUGAUCUGCGGGGAAAGCCUACAAUUCUUGCGGACAUCUUGCGAGAUCGCGAGCACGUAAAUGCUAACAUUUUCACGAUGUGCCUGUCGCAGGAAGGCGGUCGAGUGAUCGCCGGCGGUUACAACUCCACCUACCACGACCCGAUUGAUGCGCCUAUCACCUAUGUGCCUUUGGGCGCGAAUUCAAAAUUCUACGUCGUGUCCCUUUCAGAAAUAAAGAUUGGGGGCCAGAGCAUCUCCGGAAACUACGGACGCACCAUCGUGUAUGGCAAAAAAAACACUUCUGUCCCACUCUGGUCGCAUGAUGCCACAGCACUUGCAAGAGGAUGCUGCCAGAAGUUCGCUAAACUAGAAUGAGCUAGCGAAGUCCUCUACUCGAACAUUUUUAUUGCUUUCCCAGCGGAGGACUGAGGUCCGAUAAUAUCCAACAAGGGGAGUCGAACCACGGUGAGGAGCUGUAGCUCUGGCUAGUGGCUGGGACGACUACAUGCAUCGCUAAGAAAAGAAGGCAAGUGAUGAAUUACGACCUAUCUGGUGAUGUAUAUAUGCCUAUGCGGUGCUGUUGCAUCGAUCUGAGCCGGCAUGGUGGGCGAAAGUCUUUGCUGCUAUACUGUCGACAGUGGUACGACAUACUCAUACUUUCCUUCCCGCCAGUAUAGGACUCUGAAAUCGCAGCUAUACAACCAGUGCAAGGGUAGGUGCGGCACCCGUUCCGGUGCGGAGUGUUGGGUAUAGCUCGAUUUUUGCGGUAUAUUGUUUUUCUUCCUCUAUGGCGAUGGUUGGCGUCCGUUGUAACUACUGUAACUGUGCCUGGGAUGCUUGUUAAUGGUUCUGCAUGGUCGACAAAUGAAACACGAAUAGCGAGUGAUCGGAUGGCUCGUCUUGAUUUUUUUAUCACGGAGCGCUCCUUGCGUGGGGCUCUUUAUUUUACGUUUACAUUGUUCUUGACGGGCAAGCUAUAUUUUUUUUUUCCUGAGUAGAAGUAGUAGGUGCACAACAACAACAAACACUGACACAACAUGUGAAAGUGUACCGAAAACAAGCCACAUAAUGACACUAAAAAAGAACUCCCCGGGCACCACAAUGGAGAACAUCGACAGCAAAUGCUAUCGCACAGAAUAUUAUUCUGACUCUGAGAUGCUCAUCGAACAAGUAGGACGAGAUUACUUAAUUUUAUAGUUGCAGGCACGCUAACCCUAACGCUCGCGGCAGCAGCCAUUGUUUACUUGUAUUUUCCAUGGAGCAGUAGCAGGCCGAGGAUACAUAGACAUGUAUUUUCCAUGAUGGAGGCAGAUCCCUAAAUCUCCUACGACAACAAGAAAUACAGGGCCUUUUAACCACAGAAACUUACUCAAACAGCAAUUGGUAUGUGAAAGUAGCUGAUAUGCAUUGCAUUCUUUUUGGCCAUGCGAUGCCCAAGCCCAUGUCCGUUAAAAAGAACUCUUGCACUACUCUACUUCUGCUGACACCCGCAGCAACGAUGCCAACAAGCUCAGGAUAAUUUGUUUUGCAGAGUAUACCUGGCCGCUCAUUGAGAUGGUGAUCUCGGGGCAAACGAUGAAGUGGCACCCGCGAAGCUACAUGUACAAGAAGGGCCGAGGAACGAUUUUCUGUUUUACCUUCGACGACAACGGCUCUUCCGGGACGGUUCUCGGGUAUCGAUCAGAAAUACAACAAGGCGAACGGUCGGAGCAACGAUGGUCAUGGCCUACUUUGCUCUAUGCAUAGAUACGCGUGGAUCAUCUUCCAGCCAGAUGUAUAGUGAAUAAGAUUAAAAGCCGAACGGAAAUGUUGAUCCGAGCAAUGCCAGCAGUGCUGCUCUUCGUGCCUUUAGCAGAUGGGUCGUAGACAAUUCUCAUUAGACUUCCCUCGCCUUUAGCUGCUGUUGAGGUUGAGCGACGGGCACGGUAGAGAAUCCCAUACAGCAGCAGCAACAUGCUGCGUUUUCGUGGGCCAUCAAGAUUUUGCAUAUGUAAGGCUGCUGAAAUGCCCUUCACCGUCCUCGCUGUCCAUUUCUCGUCGAUACUGCUGCCUCGUGGAUGAUCGACAGAAGCUGCAUCUUUGACCUGGAGAAGAAAAAAAUCGGUAUUUUAUAGGAUUCUUGUUCCCACAUGACAAUUCUUUUUCCGCCCACACCACAACUUUCACGUGUACAAGUAGCGAUCCGCUCGAAGUCAGUUCUGAUUCUUGCUGCUCAUUUCUAGAAGGAGCGGCACGAGGACCAAGAUCGACUUCAAUGAAAAAAAAAUACCGAUUUCAAUUCAUUUUAAUAUUGCUUUGCUCAUAUGCCUUUUGCUUUGUUGCGUAGUCGGCGCGAUCAUUCGUGGUGAGGUGAACAAGGCGGCGACCGAAUAGAUAUGUAUCACCGCCUUGUUAGAAAUGGUGGGCGGACCAUCUCCUGAAAAUAUAAUCGAUAUUCAGAAGAUAAGAGGCUCCGCCACCCCCACCGCCACUUGUCGAUGCCCCUGAAGCCCGAUUGGCCUCACCCUCUACUGGGGGUUAGUUACCGCACUGAUCUACACUGAGACUAAGGUCAGCCGGGUCAGGAGAGUGAUCUCUGCCCCUGCCUCCGAAAAGUCCCGAGCAAAAACGAAUGAAUUGUGCGGACGAUUAAAAUGAAACAGCCAGGCCCAAAAAAGUAAAAAAAGAUGAGAAAGUUGUUCUUGUUCAGCGAACGCCCCCAGAAUAUGGGCAAACGGUGAAGAAAACUGAAAAGUUCCACUCCGUCUAGAAGACUCGUUUCUGAUUGAAUACUCAUCUCAACAUGAUUAAGUUGUAAAAUGCAGCCAUAGUAUUUGUUUCGAAUAUCCUUUGACCAGGUUUCGUUGACGCGCAUUGUCCGAAGUUCGCGUCUCGUCCUCGGGGACCAAAUGCAGAUGAUUUUACUGGAGGCAAGGGGCAUCAGCCAGCCGGAAAGCCGUCGUCCGGCCAGAAGCCCGCGGCAGUUUAUUCGGAAACUCCAUCGCCUCCGAGUACGCGGCUAGCAAAAUUUCGAGUCGAGUCAACCUCAAUUCCUCGAGUACGAGCUACGUAUCACUGUACUCUGGAAGAUCUAUGUACGUGCUCAUGUACGUACUCCCUAUGUAAUGUGUGUAGUAAUACUAAAUAUGUUGUUGGUUGGGCUGGGGCUGCCGGGGUUCCGUUCGUUCCCCCUAGUCAACCCCCGGUGGUGCUGGGGUUCUGGGGUGUUUUGUCCUGGGGGCCAGGGGGUGACGGAGCGGGCCGCUCCUGCCCGGCGCGGAAGCUAGGCACGCCCUCCUUAACACCGCCGCCCUGAUAAGCGCGGCGCAAGGGUCCGCUUGGGUGUUUGCUCUGGCUAACACUCGGAAGGAACGUAGCGAAAAGAUGAACAUCGCGUGGAGCAUGGUGCUGGGCAAUAAAAACAGUUGCGGCAUUCAUAUCUUUUUUGUUUUUUUGCAGCACGUCAUCGAAUGCGAUGAAUUCAGUCGCAGCUCAACAUCCAACAAAAGGAACUACGGCACUAUUCCGCAAACAGAUGAACCGCACUACAUAACCGUAUUCAAUUAAAGUGCAGUCGAAGUGUUGAUGUUGUUGACCCGGCGGAAGAUUUUGUUGGGAUGCCGCCAAGCGUAGACUCGGGAGGUGCAGCUGAUGGUCCUCCGUUGACUUUGAUACCGAAGGCGAAACCAGUUGCCGCAAGUACCGCGGCACCGGCGGUCUCUCCUUCUACUGCCGGCGGUGGAGGUAGCACUUCUACGUCCUCAGGCACGGCAAGCGUAAGCGAGACGAGCAAACAGGAGAGGAAGAGCAGCCCCUGGCUAUAUGAGAGUGCGCAUGAGCCCCCCGUUCGCUCAUUUCAAUGGCUUGAGCAGCAGCAUGAACAUAGCUGCAGCUGUAUAACUAAGUUUCGCAUGACAUUGACAAUGGCAAGUUUUUCGUGCGCGGAAUGUAGUAACAUGACAGACGGGGCAGAACAGAGCUGCGCACUCUCAUAGGCUACCGAGUUACUUCCAAACCUCUGGAAAUCCAGACCGCAAAACGGCUUCAGCCGCAGUGGUGUCAUUGUUGGCGUUGUUCUUGCUGGGUUGCAGUUGUCGACAGCUCUAUCGUGCGUUUCGAAGAAGAACCAACUACAUAUGGACUUCUCAAACGUUACAACGUUCUCAGUUGUUGCAGCAUGAAUUUGCGAUGCAAGGACAGCAAUGAAUAUAAAAGCGAAAUGAAGAAGGGCGGAGCUGACAACUUUUGCCUCACAAAAAAAUUGGAACAGAUUAUCAGCCUGCAGCUUGGUACUACAACCACUUGAACAAAUUUGUCAUGCGAUCAUGGAGCAGGAGCGGGAUCGUCAUCGUGUAGAUGCCAAUGGCUACUUUAUUUCAUGACAUCAAAUGAUGAAUGUAACAAGAACAACUGAAAGUGAGAGCGUAGCGCUUGUUGAGAGUCUCAUACUACACUGUCACGCAGCAAAAUCCAGAUGACGGCGUUCCCGUCCAACAGUGGUUGUCACCGAACAAGUAGGAGUUUGAAAAGUAUGAGCCUGCACAACUCGUCCCCCUCCCCGUUCAUCCCAUGAACAGCAAGACAAACACCAGCACACGAGUACGUGGAGCCUGUGUGGGACAAAUUCAUGCGCUACUUAUUAGAAGUAGUACUGUUUGGGGUCCUGCUCGUUCCGGAAUCUGUCAUUGUAACAGUGCCACAGAGCAGCACUUGGAUUCGGGGCGUUGCGUGACAAAUGGGGGAGAGGGGGAGUUGUGCCCUCUGAUAAGAAAUAGAGUCGCAGCGCCACAACUUGCGCGGGUUUCUUCGAAGUUUUAGAGCGCAGAAAUGUCCUCGACCUGGACUCGAAGUAAAUAUACACAUGAAGAUGGCAUGUUGUUGAUAAGUGAAGGGCCGAAAGCCAAACAGUCUGCCGCUCGUGUUAGGGAAAAAGAAAAAAAUAAGCGCAAACGGCACCAGCUGGUGCUUUCGCUCUCGGCGCUGCUUCGCUGUUGCAUUCUUGUACAUGUACUUCAUCGAGCCUUACAUUCUAUUGUAUGACGUUGACUUCUAUGUAGCCUGUUUGGCCGUCGUGACUCUUUCAGUUUGAUAGCGAGAUCCCUCCACCGGCAGAUGCGGCGAGACUAACAAACGGCGCAACAAAUACGGGGCUCCAGCGCAGCGCAGGAGGUCAGGAAUAG